UUUGUGACGUCACAUGCUAUAUACAGUAUUCGAAAUUUAGAUAUGUAGGCCCGGAAAAUUGCUCCUGUUUUAGCAUUUUAUUCAAUUUAGUGAUUAAAAUAGAUAGUGCACAUGUUGCCUGAAGUGACCUAGUGGAUUUAGAGUGUCAUGUUUAAGUGUAUUCCAAUUUUCAAGGCGUGUAAUCGCCAAGUAGAGUGGAUAGACCGGAGACACUGCAACCUACAAUCGGUCCCCGACGAUGUUAUGCGGUAUACCCGAUCGCUGGAGGAAGUAUUUCUAGAUGCAAACAGCAUCAGAGAGUUACCAAAGAACUUCUUUCGGCUGGUUCAGCUGCGUAAAGUUACGCUGAGUGAUAAUGAAAUCGGUAAAUUACCGCAUGAUGUAGCUCAGCUGGUCAACAUGGUCGAAUUGGACAUCAGCAGAAAUGAUAUAGGAGAAAUCCCAGAAAAUAUAAAGUUUUGCAAAAAUUUGCAAGUCCUUGAUAUCAGCAGUAAUCCUCUAGUCACACCGUUACCUUCUGGUAUAACACAGUUACGAAACUUGACCCACCUUGGUCUGAAUGACGUUUCUUUGUCAUGGCUUCCAAAGGACAUUGGCAGUCUGAGCAGCUUGGUCUCACUAGAAUUAAGGGAGAACAUGAUACGACAGUUACCAGCCUCCAUGUCUUUCCUUGUAAAGUUAGAGAGCUUAGACCUGGGUAGCAAUGAACUAGAUGAGCUGCCAGACACGAUAGGUUCCCUACCAGCGCUACAGGAGCUGUGGUUAGACUGCAACGACCUUGCUGAACUACCUCCAGCGUUGGGCAACUUGAAGAAGUUAACACAGAUUGAUGUAUCAGAAAAUGUGUUAGAAUUCAUUCCAGAGGAGAUAUCGGGUCUCUCCAACCUUACUGAUCUCUGUCUUUCACAAAACAAUCUUGAGCGGCUUCCAGAAGGAAUUGGGCAACUGAAGAAACUUGGUAUAAUGAAGGUAGAUUCCAACCGACUCACAGAAUUAACUCCGCAAAUUGGAUACUGUGAAAGUUUAGAAGAAUUGAUUUUAACAGAAAACUUGUUAUCUGAAUUACCUAAUACAAUAGGAAAGUUGAAAAAGAUGACAAACUUCAAUGUUGAUAGGAAUAGACUCACUGAAAUUCCAGUAGAUAUUGGUAAAUGUCAGCGACUGGAUAUUUUAUCAAUGCGAGACAAUCGGUUGCUACGGUUACCACAAGAGCUUGGUAACCUCAAAGAUUUGCAUGUGUUGGAUGUUUCUGGAAACAGGUUGGAGUAUUUACCAAUCACAGUAACAAACUUGAACCUCCGUGCACUCUGGCUGUCAGAAAACCAAGCUCAGCCAAUGCUCAAAUUUCAGACGGACUUUGACGAGCGCACGGGUCAGAAGGUUCUCACAUGCUUCUUACUUCCACAACAGGCAUUCCACACUGAAAGUAUGGAGAAUCUUCUUCAAGGCAGUAUAGCAACAGAUCGUGAUAGUCGUCUCAGCUGGAAGGAUGAGAAACCAGAGAAAGUACGUGAAAGUGUGAUACGCUUCGCAGAGUCAGACAAAGAUGAAGAAGAGGAGAGUGGAGAUGAAGACUUCGAAAAGCCAUUUGUACGUCAUGACACACCACACCCGAGAGAUUUACGGGGAAAACAUCCAAAAUUCAAGGCUACAAAGGGUAUUGAUGGACAUGUUAUACCACAUCAUGAACAGAAAAACCAGGUGAGCUCAUUUGUGCCAAUGAGGGACAGCAGUGCAGAUAUUGAGAUAGAAAUUCCUCCACCCCCAAAACGUGAGAAGCCUCCUGUACCCGAGAGAAAGUCUUCAGUUCGGGAUGAGUCAGUUUUAAGAGCUCCAGAAUUGGAAACAAAGCGACUGGACUCGGAACCUCGUCCAUAUUUUGGUGGAAAGGAGGAGGAAGAGUAUGAAGAAGAACCUCCAAAGGAAUCACAACCAUUGCUACGUGAGGUUACAAUCGUUACUACAACCACUACCAUACCCCAGGUAGCUGCAGAGAUGGAGCAUGAUGAUGAUGCUGAUGAGGAGGAGGAGGAGGAGGAGAAUGAAGAAGAAGAGGAGGGUGAUGAAGGGACCGACGAGGCAGAUCAGGAGGGGGAACAUGAGGUUGAGGAAAGUCAAGAGGAGGAUGAAGACAUGGAAGACGAUGAUUACACGUAUCAGGAAAGGACUGUAGGUUUUACACAGGAUUUCGAUUUCGAUGAAGAUGAACGUAAAACACCACUUCGUAGGCGAGAUACACCCCAUCACAAAAAAGGCAAAAGGAUUGUCAUAUCAGAUGAUGCAAAAGAUAGAGUCCUGGAAAUUCUGGCAAAAACAUCACAAAAGGAGCAAGAGGAGCAAGAAAUUAUAGAAGAGGAAUACACAAUAAAUAUCCACAGGGAGCCGGGACAGGGUCUAGGGAUCAGUAUAGCUGGGGGUAAGGGCUCAACCCCAUACAAGGGUGAAGAUGAGAGUAUAUUUAUUUCGAGAGUUUCGGAUGAUGGUCCAGCUGGUUUAGCAGGAAUAAAAGUAGGAGACAAACUGAUGUCUGUAAAUGGUAUAGUUCUUCAUGACUCAGAUCAUUAUGAGGCAGUCGAUGUAUUGAAGAGCAGUGGUAAUGACAUUACAAUGGUUGUUGGCCGUGAAACAAUUGUCAUACGCAAGGCAGAAGAUGAAGAGGAGGAAGAUGAAGUAACAGAAGAACAAAUUCAGGCUCAGGAUGAUGUGACUACACAUUUGGAGGCAGAGAAGGCUACUGAACCUGUCAUGGCUGAACCUGUCAUGGCUGAGCCUGUCAUGGCUGCCAGUUUCGCAACAGUUACUUUCGAACCUGAGCCUGGAACAGAUGUUUAUGGUGAAAAGUUAGAAACUGUGUUGUAUAGAGAUGCUGGUGGCCUUGGCUUCAGUAUCGCAGGUGGCAGGGGUUCUGUCCCAUACAAAGGAAAUGAUAAUUUACAUCAGUCUGAUGAUCCUUCUAGAAACAGAGCAAUUUACAUAUCUCGUAUAGUGGAAGGGGGACAGGCUGCCCGGGAUGGCAAGUUACAAGUUGGUGAUAAAAUUCUCUCGAUAAAUGGUGUGGACCUAACUGAUGCAAGACAUGAUCAGGCAGUCAGCUUGCUAACUGGUGUUGAUCGUGAAAUCAAACUUGUUGUUUACCGAGAGAAAAUUGUUGACAAAGAGGAAGCAGCACGUGAACCUCCAAAGGGUGAUAAAGUGGUUAAUUUUUCACAACCAAGGAUUAUUUGGAAUAAAACUGUAGCUACAACUAUUCCAGCAGAAACAAUUACAUUUAGUCCAACAGCACCAGUUCAUACAGAUGAAAUUACAGUGGAUGUUUCACACCAAAAUGAGAGUGCUUCACCACCCAGUGCAUCACCUAAGACCCCCGAGUCUCCUCCACCACUUCCACUUGCCCCAGCCCCAGUUAUAACGCCACAAGCACACGAGUUACCAUCUCCCUAUGCAUCGGCUAUCCCUUCAUCCUACAACUAUCCAUCCCAGAGUUCUCCCCCUGCACAAACUAUGAAUCAAGUUGCGUCGCCAUCACUGAGCCCUCGUACUUUAUCGUCAGAUUGGAAUUCACCCCCAGCUGCAAUUCAACCUCCGAAAUUCCAAUAUCCAGGUUUUAAUCGCCCUGGAUCACGAACUUCUGGUUCGGAACGUAAAGACAGUGCAACAAAAAAGGAUAGUUCUAAUAUGAAUAAUGUUUCGCCAUUAUCAAAUAGCAUACCUUACUCUGUUAAUAGUGUAAAUAUAAACAAUAAUACAUCUAGUGAUAAAGAGACAGACUCUGGUCAUCGGACAGUGACCUUGGAAAAACAAACUAUUCAAAUGACUAAACCUCCACCUCCAGUUGAACCAGUGGCCAAUCAUGUAGACUCUUAUGUUGAUAGUAAAUAUCCACUUGAAGACUGUGUUAUAGUUAAAGCAGGCGGACCAUUAGGUUUAAGUAUUGUAGGUGGUAGUGAUCAUUCAAGUUCUCCAUUUGGUGAAGAUGAACCAGGAAUCUUUGUUUCAAAGAUUGUACCUGAUGGGGCAGCAUCAAGAACCAACCUACAUAUAGGUGAUAGAAUCCUCGAAGUGAAUGGUAAAGAUAUGAAGAAUGCGACACAUCAGGAAGCUGUCAUGGCUCUUAUAGCUCCAACGUAUGAAAUAAGGGUCAAAGUUCGACAUGACCCACCACCUAAAGGCCUACAGGAGCUGACAGUGGUGAAGAGACCAGGUGAGAAAUUAGGAAUGUCCAUCAAGGGAGGAGUGAAAAAUUUCCCUGGUGACGAAAGCAAUGAUGAAGGAAUAUUUAUAUCCAGGAUCACAGAUGAUGGGGCUGUGUCGAGAGAUGACAGACUUAAAGUAGGUCAGCGAAUACUUGAAGUAAAUGGGCAGAGUCUUCUGGGUUCCACUCAUCAGGAGGCUGUGCGAGCGCUGCGCAGUGUUGGAGACCGCCUAGUUAUUAUGAUCUGUGAUGGUUUUGAUCCGGCUUCACUGGAUGAACCAUCACCAGAUACACCAAGCUCGCCGCUCGGAUACAUCCCACAGAUGAGAAAAGAUUCGGCAACCAACAUUGACAGGGAAGAUGCUGAACAUCUCCUUCUUAAGAAGGAACAAGAACUUGUGAAGGAAACUUUACAGUGGGAGAAAGAGGAACUCGCACGUCUGGAGAAGCAAAGAUUAGAAAGAGAGGAGCAGGCCAAACAGGUAGAGGAGCAAGCCAAAAUUCUCCAGCUAGAACAUGAACAAAUCAAAGGGCCUGAACUUCCUCAACAGACUGUGAUUGCCCCUAAAGUGCCUCAGGAAUCCCCUGCCCCAUGUACAGCCCCUAGUGAACAGCUGCUGGUCAAGCCUACCCCUCCGGUAUAUGGCGGGUCGAAGCCUAUUGCGAGAGAGGGUGGUUCAUUUAAUACAAAGAAGAGGUUCUUUGAAAUGGAAAUGCAUGAACAAAAUAAAGUGGACAAAACUCAGGCCAAACCAUUCAGAUAUUUUUCGGAGCAUGAACUUGCUAAAAUGAGAAAAGAAGAAGCUGACAAAGCAUUGAGAAUGUCGAAGGAGGAGCUAUUAACGAAGGUGUCCGAGUCUGUGGGCAGUGGUGAUGAGGAAUACAACAAAGUUCUCUCUAGUCCCCCAAAUGUGAUGCGAACACUGGACCCCUCGAAGGCCCAUACCCCUCCAAAUAAUGUCCAGUCAACACCUGGGUCGCUGCAAGGUCAUAAGUUAUCACCAGCAGAAGAACGGGCCUUGCAGGCUGAACAAAGGGCCGCCUCACGGCAGGCUAGGAUGAAGGAUUUAGAGGAUGAUGCAAUACGAGCUCAAGCUGUCAUUGCUAAAGCUCAAGAACUUCAGAAUGAUGAUGGUAAAUCUACCAAGGCAGCCAGUAAUCAGAAUGGUGAAUCUGAGGUGGAGGUUACCAAAAGACAAAUAAUAGAGCUCAACUUAGAUGAUAGUUCUCCAAUGAAUAGUUCAAAUGAAAGUCGGUAGUGGUGUAUUACCCAAUUACCCUGGUGUUCAUCAGCUAUAGAAGGUUCCUUACAGGCUACCACAAUAAAGUUUUAUCCAGGAUGGUAUGCAGCACUGUUGAAUACAACACUGAGUACUUGAUUAAGGAAUUGAAUCAAAAUUGCAGUAGUCUGUCUAAAUAGAGAUUUCCUUUUGGAUACAAGAAUAAAAUGCUAUACCUAGUGCCAUUUUCCAUGCAUCGAAAAAUGGCUGAGAAGUGUGGAAGGAUAAUACAGAAGUUGGUGUGAAUGUUGCCUAGUGAAGCUGAGGGAUCAAUCAGGGUUAUAUCAUGUCAUCUUAUAGAUAACACACACUACUGCUUAGGAGAUGCCUUACUCAUACAGUCUCUAACACCCCCUGUAUAGUUCAACAAUAACCAUUUCUCGUGUUUUUAUACAAUACAAGGCACACUUUUAUAGACUUUAAGUACCACAUAAAUUGUGUUUAAAUAAAUUACUGUUUGUUACACUGAAUUACCAGUAAAAAAAGUGAUAGAUGAAUUUUUGUUACAGAGGUUGUCCUAGGAUUUUAUGUUCUUGUAUUUUAAUUUAUUUUACUGAAAUGCAUUGUUUAUGAUAAAGUGUUGCAGUGGGGGACAUUUUGAUAUUGGUCAUUUGUCUGUCUGUCCUGGCUGUACCUUUCUACCCCUGUGAAGGAUUCUCAAACUAGGACAUAUCAUUUUUUAAGUUUUAUGUUUCCAUUACAUAUUUGCAGAAUGUAAAUUUCACUCAUUAUCGGGUCAAAUUCAAGGUGGUACAGUGGGGAGGUCAUGUAGGAAGUAUUUCAUGUGUUUUAAACCCCUUGAAGGAUAAUAUACUUAAUGAGUAGUACUCGGUGAUGGUUGAAUAAUUACAUACUGACAAAGUUGGGUUUGUGUCUUUUCUGUAACACUUUAAUUACUGGAACAUCUAUUCAAACAUGCAUUGCAACAUUGUAGCCAAAUUGCAUGUCCGAAAUUACAAACACAUGGCAGAUAUGUUCAUAAAUUGUUCUUGUUUAGUACUAUUGUAAUACAGUCGGAUUUAGUUCACUUUUUGGAUCAAAAUCUUAUUGACAUUAAAAACGUUUGCAAAAGGUCACCAUCAGAAUCUAUCAUGUGCAUGAAAGAACAUUAUGGCCCCUUGUCUGAAAUAAUUUACAUGCGGAAAUAUUGAUAAAACAAAAAUACCAGAAUUAGGUUUACUUCCAAAUUAUAUCUUUUUAAAUUAGAAAAAAAAUUUGAAAAGGAUUUAGAUUUCAAAACACUAACAACAGCAAAUAAUAGUAACUUCAUCUUAGUAAUGUAAAUUGUAACGGCCCAAUUAUACGCACUUUAAGACUGCAAAUUAUUCCAUUUAUUUACAAAUAUGUGAAAGUUAACUUUAGUAUUUGCUCCCAUUCUUAAUUUUAAUGAAAGUGCAGUGGAAGAAGGCAAGCCCAUGGUAUUGGGGUGAAUAAUGUUCAAUGGAAAAAGUCUUUUAGUUAAGUUUUUUAAGUUUCUUUAAACAUGAGGUGAACUAAAAAAAAUUAUCUUUAGGUGUUGCAUUAUUUUUCAUGGAUUUUUUUGCCAGUGUUUGUCUGGUGUUACCACUUGACCUCAACCUGAAUGUGGUAAAUAAGGAAUUAUACAGCAGCUUUUUCAAAUGUGAAUCUUUUUGAAGGAUGUUUUGUUUUGUUUUAUUUUAUGCUACAAAAAUCACUUACUUUGAAACUUCACGUGUAUUAUUUGAAUGUUAAGACUUGCAUUGUCUGGCCAUGGGUUUAUUAUGGAAAUGUGAUAAGUAGAAACGUGUACCGGUAUAUCUGUAUGUUAACUGCUGUGUGAAUGUGCUUUGUUUUUCACAAUAUAUUUCAAUUUGACUACAUAUAUAUUUUAUCCAUAUUGUAUCCGUGAUAAAACUUUGUUAUACAGGAAUGAAUUAAAAAGCUAAACAAAUUUACUAAAUAUAAUUUGUGGUAGCUCAUACUCUCUUUUCAUAUGUAAGCAGUUGUGUUCAAAUGAAAUAUACUCCUAUCUGGGGUGUUUUUAAUGUAUUAAAUCCAGUUUGUGAGAAGAUAAGGUAAAUUUGCUGUAGUCCUGUUAUGCUGUAUGUAUUAUAUUAAUGCACCUGGUUAAGUAAAAAUUUUGUUGUAUACAUUUCAUGUUUGGUUUACAUAAAAUUUUAAUUAAACAGAAAAAAGAGCCUUGUAUAAAAAAAAGUAAAUAUAUUCAAAUUUGAAAUGCAUUUUGUUUAUUUAAAUUGAGUUGACGUGUAAAUCAGAGAUUUAGGAUGACAGUCGGGCAGUUAGUAAUUCAAAAACAACCUAUAAUAUUAUUGGAAUCCUUCAUAUUUCCAGUUAUUACAGUAUUAUACACAGUCAAAUAAAUACAUUGUUUUAUUUAGAUUAUAACAUAUCAAAUAUAAAGCUUAAAACAUAUCUGAUUAAUUUUGACCUGAUUAUUUGUUUGUGAAAACUGAAUGACCAGCUUCUGCAUGAGUUACCAGGUGGUUGUGGGUAAUAUACAGACAAAAUUUAGGUGAAUAUCCAAAGUGUUUAAAUGUAUCUAAACAUGAUGCAGAACAUAAUAAUAACCUUUUCUUAAACACUUUCCAUGAGGAAUGACUCAUUGUUGAAAUUCUAAUUUGGGGAUUUUUUUAAAAAGAAAACUAAAAAAAAGAGGACUGUUGUAAAAUGUAUGUUAGUGACAAACAGUGAUAUAGUGAGGAGCAUGUGGUAUAUAAUAGAAUAACAGCAGCAGUAAUCCUAAUGUGUGAGUAUAAUGUUGUAUGUUUUCUGUUGUACAUAUAGGAGAUGAGAAAUACGCUUUAAUAGAUUAAAUAACAGUGCAAUAGCCUCAAGUUAUUUCUACAGUAAAAUGUAUCUUGAAACAAAUUGAUUGAAAAUAUCAGCAUUUAAUGUUAUUAGGUUAUCUCUAGCUAAUAUAUGUUAUAAGUAUUAAAUACAGUUUAGCGUAACAUUACUGCAAGAAUGUUUGUGAAAGAUUUGUUUUAGGAUAUUGAAUUUAACAUUAUCAUUCUACAAGAAUAUGUAUACUUUAAGGCAUUACUGUAUGUCACAUUGUUUUUAGCUCAUCUGAUUUUUUGAAAAAAAAUGAUGAGUUAUUGUCAUCACUUGAGCGGUUGUCGGCGUCGGCGUUGGCGUCUGCGUCGGUGUUGCCUGGUUAAGUUUUAUGUUUAGGUCAGCUUUUCUCCUAAACUAUCAAAGCUAUUGCUUUGAAACUUGGAAUACUUGUUCACCAUCAUAAGUUGACCCUGUACAUCAAGAAACAUAACUCCAUCUUGCUUUUUGCAAGAAUUAUUGCCCCUUUUGGACUUAGAAAAUCAGUUUUCUUGGUUAAGUUUUAUGUUUAGGUCAGCUUUUAUCCUAAACUAUCAAAGCUAUUGCUUUAAAACUUGCAACACUUGAUCACCAUCAUAAGCUGACCCUGUACAGCAAGAAACAUAACUCCAUCCUGCUUUUUUCAAGAUUUAUGGCCCCUUUUGGACUUAGAAAAUAUCAGAUUUUUUGGUUAAGUUUUAUGUUUAGGUCAACUUUUUCUCUUAAACUAUCAAAGCUAUUGCUUUAAAACUUGCAGCUCUUGUUUACCAUCAUAAGCUGACCCUGUACAGCAAGCAACAUAACUCCAUCCUGCUUUUUGCAAUAAUUAUUGCCCCUUUUGGACUUAGAAAAAUCAUUUUCUUGGUUGAAUAUUAUGUUUAAGUCAAGUUUUCUCAUAAACUAUCAAAGCUAUUGCUUUAAAACUUGCAACAGUUUUUCACCAUCAUAAGUGGACACUGUACAUCAAGAAACAUAACUCUAUCCUGCUUUUUGCAAGAGUGAUGGCCCUUUUUAGACUUAGAAAAUCAUGGGUAGGACAAUAUUUCUAUUAUACAAAAAAAAUCAGAUGAGCGUCAGCACCCGCAAGGCGGUGCUCUUGUUUAACAUGUAACAGCUGACUGGCAGGUUACAAUUUUUUAUAUUUACAACUUAAAGUGAUCUAAAACGUCUGUACUUUAAUAAUAGCAAUUCUUCACCCGUCACUGUACAUAUAGAAAGUUUCUAACAUACACUUAUGUAUGUUUUUAUACACAAGUUUGGAUAUAUGUGCAAGUAUUUUUAUGUCAAAUGUUAUGAAAAAAAACCAGACUUGUAUUUUUGAACAUCCGUCCAUAGUAAAAUAUGAGAGAAAAUGACCACACAUUGUUCCCUUACAUUAAUCAGCAAACCCUUUAGAGAUUUUUAACUGCUGCAUUUUUAUUAAUUAUUAAAAAGUUGUGGUGAGAGGGAAGUCAGUGUUAACACCCAAGAUUCCAAAAUAUUCAUCUGUUUUUUCAUGAUCCAAAAUUAUAUGUACAUAAUUAUGUAGCAAAAUAGAGGAGUGUUGUAAAAUGUAUAUAAGAGACAAACACAUUGGGAAAUAAAACCAGCUUUCUUAGCUGUUGUUUUCAAAAUUGGCCUAAAUCUAGCCGAGUGGAAGUGAGUGUAGCUGUAAGCAUUAUACAAACCAGAUACCCUAGUCCUUCCGCUUUACUUUCAUUUGGCCUAUCUUAUGUUGUAGAGUAAAAACAGCAUUUUGAAUUGUAAAAUAGCAGUAAAGUUUGAUACUAAGUGUAAAAAAAGUACCCAGAAUGCAAAUAAGAUUUUUGUCAAAGUAGCAUGAAAACAUGCUGGUUGUUAUAAUAUGAUGGAUUAAGAAAAGUAACUUUGCCUAGCAUUAUCAUUCAUUGAAAAUAAAUUUUUCUUUGUAUAUGCUUUGCUUAUUCAGAUGUACCAUGUUGUUAUUCCUUGCUAUAGUUCCUUUGCCCUUCAUUUCCUUGUGAGUCCAUAGUUUGCUCUGGACGACAACACUUAGGAAUUGUGUAGAGAACCUCUUUUGUUAAAUUUUGAAUUUGUAUUUUUAAAUUUUGAUAUUUUAAGAACACUGAUUUUAUAGUUGAAAUAUCAGUGUUAUGCAAAGUUUUAGUUUUAAUCAAGAUUUUAGACUAUUUUAUUUUAGAGUACCUGUUCUUAUUUCUUUCACACAUUUUUACUUGACUCUAUCAUGAUUAAAAUAACAUCAGUCUGUCAAGCAGUCAAUUUAUUGUGAAUUUCUAGGUCCUGUACAGACCAGAGAGCUAGUUUAGUAAGGCAAGUUUUAAAGUGUUAUUUUUAAUUUGCUUUAACAUACUGUUGGGCUCCAGUUUUUGCUUGUAUCAUGAGAGUUAAUAUUUAAUGUAGCACAAAAUACUUGGUCUGUUAUGUAGAAAAGCUUCUUUUGUAAAUGCUUAUUGUAAUUUUUAAAUGAUACUUCUUUCCUGUAUAUGUAAUGACCUAUUAGUGUGUUUACCUGGAGCAGAUCCAUACCUAUGAAAUAUGUCAAAAGGAAAAAAAAAAAGGUAAUUACUGGUGUACUUGUGUCAUACUUUAUUAUUUCAAAGAGAAAGUUUCUGUAAAGCAUGUUAGCUGUUACUUUAGUUUAACAGUUUACUGUAUAUCUUCAUCUGUAGGUAACUUCAUACUCAUACUGUAAACAAAAUACUUGUUUUACAUUGAUUUUUAGGAAAACAUUGUUGGUAAUUUUAUCCAGAUUCCAGCACAAGCUUGAAAUUAUGAGGUACACGAUGGGUCUCAUCUCACAGUUUAACGUGGAAACACUCUGUAUGACCAUAGGUGUUUUUAUGAGUUUAAAACCAUUGCAAAAAAAAACUUUUAAAGGCUGUUUCUCGGAUUUUUGUCAGCUAAUAGAUAUGUUUGAAACUUACUCAACUCAUCAUUUGCACUUCUUUGUCUUCACUCUGUUCUCAAUAUGUGUUAGAUUUUCACUGGAGGUUUUUUUUUAGAAUUUUAUUUUCCUUUCAGGUUACCCAACCAAGAUACUGUUAUUUAAACAUAAGUAGAACUUUGAUAAACCUUCAUGCCUAAGGAAUGAUAGGAAUAUAAGAACUAUAUAUCAUAUCUGUCAAAGAUUUGCAUUGACAAGUAUAUACUAUUCCGAAAUUCAUUAGAAAUGCAAGUUUAUAAAAUUAUUAUUACGUCCCUUUGCUUAUCAAGAUAGCUUGAAGAUAGAUGAAUUUGAAAGCUGCAUGCUGUUUUCAAGAACAUCCCGAUAUCUUUCAGAUGUAUAUGUCUAACUAUAUAUUAUAUUGAAAUCAAAAGAAAGAAAGUAUGGUCUAGUAGGGAUCCAAGUGUAUGUAAAGAGCCUUUUUGUUCCUUAAGUAAAUCUCUUAACUAACAGAGUAUAGGAAAACAUAAAAAAGUCAAAAUGUUGCUUAAAUCAGAUUGACCAGCUUUGAUUGCCAGUACAAAUGGCUUAAUGUUGGCAUUCUUUAGUUUUGUUAGUUGAAGAAAGUGUAUAAUGAUCACAUACAUUGUUCUGCAAAACAUUUCAAACACUGUUCAGCAUGUAUUUUUGUGUUGUUUGUGUUUUUGUUAACCUUGGCAUCAUAAUCAUUGUAAAUGAAGUAUUUGUGUAUUUUCUUUUCAGCUCAAAUGUUUUUCCUUUUCCUUGUAUUGUUUAUGCAGAAAUAUUAGAUAUCUCAUUUUCAGUUCAUUCUUCUUUGGUAAUACCAUGUGAUAGUAAGCAUGUGUCUCACUACCACAAGUAAGUUCAGCUUCAACAAAAAUCAUUGUUAGUUCAGGUAAAAUAAAAGCCCUGUACAGAGCUAAAAAUAUACUAACAGCAGCAGUGCGUAAAAUAUUUUUUAACAACUACAUGUAUAUGGAUUUUUUAUUUUAAGUAAAAUAAAUCAGUUGUUAGAGUAGCAGAUGAGAAUUGAUCAAUUUUACAUGAUGUUGAAUUGGCCAUUUGUUAUAUAUAAACGUAGGUUGUAGGCAAGGAGAAGUUGCUCCUAACUGAACUACUUAUUCCUGCAUUAGAUUGUUCAGUUUAAGCACAGUAUUUUCUCAAAUUCAAGAUGAAAUUUGUACAGAAAUUGUGAGAUUGGAGGAGUGGGUGCUUGUUUCAAAAAGAACAAAUGGUUUAUAAAUACUUGUUAUUAAAUUGUGUAUAAAUAUUAGAAUUCUUAUUUAAUGAUAAUGCUUAUUUAAUGGUAAUGACUAUUAUGUAAAUACUAACUUGCAACAAAACAGGCUAUAUACAAUCAAUAGUUCAAUACUGAAAUAUUCCACAGAUUAGCAUGAGAAUAUAGUAAACAAAAUCUGAAAACUUUACACUACAAUAGAAUACAUUUGCUGAAUGGCUUCUUGGUCAGUAGUCAGAUUGUUUUAAUUUUUGACAGGCAAGCCAUUCAGUAAGAGUUUUAUUACAUGAGGUCAGAAAGAAAUUUCAGUUAGUUAUUUAUUCAAGUUUUGACUUCAGCCCAACAAAAUAUGAUGUGAAACUUUCAGCUAGUCAUAUAGCAUUAACUAUUGACUGGCAGUUUAUAUAAGGAGUCAUGUAAUAAUUGUCUUUACUGAAUUAUGAAAAAGUCUAUAUAAUUAACUGAAUUGAUAAAUAUUUUAAGAACUGAUAUGUGUAAUCCAUAGAAACUGGUUUUUAUAAUGUUUGAUUCUUUCAAUUUACCUAUAAUGAUUGCAUUGAAUAGCAUUUACAUAAAGCCAGGCACAUAAAGAAACUGAUUUAAUGUGCCAUGCAAGUUGGUAUUGAUUUGAAAGUUCACAGUAGCAGUAAGCACAUGAAAAAAUCUUUCACUGCCUGUUUUAAAGGUAGGUAGAAACCCAACCUGUUUUAUCUGUAAACUUUAACUUGUGCAAGAAGUAAUUUAAAUGGGCAAUAGCAGACACUUUUUGUGUAGAUACUAAAACUGGUAAUUUUGUUUUAAAAACAGAGAGAAAACCUGCAUGAUUAUUACCUUAAAGUUGCCCAGUGUUGAAUGUAUUGAAAGGUUGCAUGUCUUUACUGCUACUGGGUAUACUGUUAUUAAAUUUGGGUUUGGAAAAAAUAUCGUUCAUUUGUAACUAAUUUGCUUUAUAGAUCUGUACAUUAUAAAUAAUAAAAUAUAUGACCCAA
This is a messenger RNA of Mercenaria mercenaria, 13378 nucleotides long. RefSeq names its product protein scribble homolog. Gene Ontology annotation, cellular component: postsynaptic density; adherens junction; postsynaptic membrane. The transcript is spliced from 37 exons. The coding region runs from base 148 to 5451 and encodes 1767 amino acids. Gene Ontology annotation, molecular function: protein binding. The record is from RefSeq and is a predicted model, not a curated record. Lineage: Eukaryota; Metazoa; Mollusca; Bivalvia; Venerida; Veneridae. Gene Ontology annotation, biological process: neurotransmitter receptor transport, endosome to postsynaptic membrane; neurotransmitter receptor transport postsynaptic membrane to endosome.